This is a messenger RNA of Styela clava, 1801 nucleotides long. Lineage: Eukaryota; Metazoa; Chordata; Ascidiacea; Stolidobranchia; Styelidae. The record is from RefSeq and is a predicted model, not a curated record.
CCGUAAAAGGAUCUACUUUCAAGCAAAGAAAGGUUGACAAGUCCUCAAAGAUUUCAAAAUGGAAAUUCCUCUUCGAGUCUUUUUAAUCAGACUUCUCCUGAUUAUCGAAGCUUUUUCAUUGAUUAAAGGAGAGAAAUGCUGGGCACCGAUGCUGUGUAACAAUAUUCCUGUGUGGGAAGUGUUCCGGGAAUGCGAAAUGACUGAAGAAUUCAGAAACAGAAAAAAAGCUUUGGAAGAGAAAAUCAUCCAGUUGGCCAGCAUGAUAACCCUCAUGAACGGAAAACUGAAAACCCCUACAGCAACGACCACAAAAAACAACGCAAUACACACCCUUGCCACAGAUGUAAAAGAAACGACCAAACCACAAGAAAUCGACAGCGUGAAGACUUCUUCAGUCAUCGCUCUGGUUACACCUGCAAAGUCUCUUUGGACAACUGGCGAAGCGUUCUUUUCUACUUUGAACAGCGUAAAUACUUCAACAGUCCCCGCUUCGACUAGUGCUUCACGUCUGUCUUUGACAUCUCCCGAAAAUACUGUGAAUCCACAAACUACAUCUGAGCCAUUCGUCCAAACAAUUCCGUCUGGAUUUACUGACCAAGGACUUUGUGACGGUUUAUUGUAUCUCGGGAAAUGUUAUCGAGCUUCGUUACACACAGCACAAGAUGUCAACUACAACGAAGCUGUUGUAAUGUGCACAAACAUGUCGGCAAAACCAGCAGACAUAAUCGAUUCUCAACAUUAUGAUAUGGUCGUCAAGUAUAUUCAAACAAUAAUGUCUUCAUCAUACGAAGAUGUCUGGUUGGCUAUGACAUUCGACCACUGGUUGAAUAUAGUUUUGCGAUCGGACGGCACCGCUGCUCAAUACGUUAUUUACACUCCAGGGGCACCAUAUUCACAUCCAACCUACACCCAACUGGCGAUCACUGUACGAAAUCUGUUAGGUAGUAGCCAUGGAAUGUUCAACGCUCCACGUUCGUCUUUCAAAUAUGGAGUCCUGUGUCAGAAGGAAUGAUUUCCAUCAAAUUAAAAUUCUUAUUAAACUCGGUUAUGGACAUAUUAUAUGUAUAUCAACCGGCUGGUCAUCCGACAAAAAAAAAACAGUUCAAUGCAUAAUUGAUGUCAUGUUUACCAAAUCGAAUUUCAGCCAUUGUCUACUCAUAAAAAACAAUAAUUUGGAAUAUCAAAUAAUUGCAGUGCUAAAUCCCAUAAUGAAAUGGAAAAAACCUCCUGCAUAUAAAUAUUUCAUUUUCAUCGGAAAUUUACAAUAUGAGAGGUGUUUGGGUCACUAACCUGCGAAACCUACAUAACCAGAUCCAUCGUUGCAACCACUAGUCCAGUGGUUCCCAAUCUCUCAUGGCUCGUGUCCCUCUUCAGUAGGUUUUUAGCGCCCAUGGACCCAUGUUUAUCAUUCCAGUGGUAUUUAUAGUUCUAUUUAGAAUGGUGUAUUCAAAAUCACAUUUUUUUCAAAUAACAAGUAAAAACACCAUGUGAAAUAUCUUAUUCAGCAAUGAAACUAGAAAGAACAGAGGUUUUUUUUUGUAAAGUGAAAAGUAAAAUCAGUUUUGUGCCGAAUGAUGUGACCCCACUCCAACUAUUCUGGGGCCCUAUUGGCCCCCGAUGGGACCCGCUGAACUAGGCUAUUGUGCCCGAAUCUUGAAAUUUCAAUAUGAACUCUCAAUAUUAAAUUUUUAUAAAUUCUACAAUUAAGGGAAAUUGAUUUUUAAUUUUUUCUGAUAUUCAUGUAAAUUGCCUAUAUCUGUGCAUCUAGUUUUUCUCAAGGUAAAUGACUGGCAAUUUAACG